AUGCUACCCUUCGGUGGACCACCAGCGUUCUCUCCUUUGAUAAAUAUAUCACCAAAUGCAGCAGCAGCUGCAUCACAGGCAACAUACUUGCAACAACAAGUUAUCAUGCCACCACUGCAAAGAAUACCGAUGAUGACUGUAAGCUCAGCACCAACACAACUACAGCUUCCCCAAGUAUCGGUAACUUCACCUGCUACUACACCACGACCAAUGCUUGUUCCACCUCAGAUGCAGAUGGAAAUAGCUGCUGCAACGCAGUCUCCUCGCACUUCUGUUGGUACAACCCCCGUCACCAGUGAUAUUUGGUCCGAACACACAGCAUCUGAUGGACGCGUGUAUUACUAUAACAAAGUAACAAAGCAAUCAUCAUGGCAAAAACCGGAUGAGUUAAAAACUCCCGAGGAGAAGAAAUUAGCUGUUGCAAAACUAUGGCGUGAAUACAAAACACCCGAAGGGCGACCUUAUUAUUAUAAUAUCGAAACUAAAGAGACGACUUGGAUUUGUCCGAAAGAUUUUGAUCCAGCAGUUGUAACAAAAGUAAAAAGUGGCGUAGAGUCGAAAGGGAGUGAUACAUCAAAAACAGAAUUGCAGAGUGGUGGAGAAUCUGAGUUGGAAAAAGCAGUGCUGGCCACACUAAAGUCGCUUGAACAACCUAAUGAACAAACAGGGAAUGUGAAAGAAGCAGAUGCAGAAGAUGCAGAAGAAGAAAAAGAUUUAAAACAGAAACAAAGUGAUAAAUUCCGAGAUCUUCUACGAGAUAAGUACAAUGAAGGGAAGAUAUCAUCUACUAGCUCAUGGGAACAAGCAAUGAGAUAUAUUCAGCAUGAUCCUAGAUUUCGUAUUUUGAAUAAAGUGAGUGAGAAAAAGCAGUUAUUCAAUGCAUGGAAAGUGCAGAGGCAAAAAGAAGAGAGGGAUGAGAAACGUCUCGCUAUCAAAAAAGCAAAAGAGGAUUUGGAGGAAUGGUUGCAGAAUAAUUCAAAGGUACGACCAACUAUGCGUUACUCCAAAGCAGAAAUACUUUUUGCUGAUGAACCUAUCUGGAAAGCUGUACAUGAAGGUGAACGAAAAGAGAUUUUUGCGGAUGCAUUAGAGUUCAUAGACAAACGUGAAAAAGAAAAUGCGAAAGCUAUCCGCCGUAGAAAUGUUCAAGCUCUGGCUGAUAUUCUGGAAGGAAUGGAAGAAAUAACUUAUCGGACAACUUGGGCGCAAGCUCAGCGUCUUCUUAUUGAAAAUCCUUCAUUUGCCAAUGAUAGCACAUUACAGAAUAUGGACAAAGAAGAUGCCCUCAUUGUUUUUGAAGAACAUAUACGGACGGCAGAAAAGCAUUAUUUAAAAGAAAAGGACAUGGAAGAGCGUCGAAGGCGUCGACAAGAAAGGAAGAUACGUGAAGCUUUCCAAGCUUAUUUAGUGGAACUACACAAACGAGGUGAAUUGACUUCAAUAUCAUUAUGGAGUGAACUGUAUCCUGUUAUUUCUGCUGACUCGCGUUUUGAUAAUAUGUUGAAACAGUCGGGUAGCACACCAUUAGAUUUAUUCAAAUUUUACGUUGAGGAUUUGAAAAGUCAGUUUGGUCAAGAUCGACGAGUGAUAAAAGAAAUUUUAAAGGAUCUGAAUGUUACAGUCGAAGUAGGCACAACUUUUGAUCAACUUUGCAAGUGGGUAUCAUCUGAUGAAAGAGGUAAAACCGUUGAUCCGGGUAACAUGAAACUUUGUUAUAAUUCCUUGGUAGAAAAAGCAGAAGCUAAGGAAAAAGAACAGGAGCGUGAGGAAGCAAGAAAGAGAAGGCGGCAUGAAACAGCAUUUCGAAACAUCCUACGAACUUUGGUUCCUCCUGUUGAACCGAACUCACAGUGGGAAGUUAUACGACCAAAAAUUGAAAACGAAGAAGCGUUUAUUGCAGUUGAAACUGAGCAGCUUCGAGAGAAAUUCUUUAAUGAUUAUCUCCAAAAUCUGGCAGAAGCUUGUGGUCAUCAUCAUGGUUCAUCAAAAAAGAAAAAGAAAGAUAAGAAAAGACGCCGAAAGGAAGAGAAAGACAGCGAAACAGAAGGCGAAGCAAGACCGAAAAAAAAAAAGAAACAUCAUAAAUCGGAUAUAAGCGAUGAAGAAAGAGGAGCAGAGCGAAAGCGUAGAAAAAAGAAAAAACGGCUACAUUCAAAAUCUUGCUCAAGAUCGCAGUCUGUUGAAUUUAUUGAAAAGCAGUGCAGAGGAGAAGAUUCUCCGCUACAUCAGAAUGGAAGUAAUGAGUCAGAAUUAAGUGAAGGCGAGUUGGAACGGAGACGGAAAUUUUUGCUGAAUAAACUGGACGUAUCUCCUCAGUCAUCCUAA
Brugia malayi is the source of this 2325-nucleotide messenger RNA. RefSeq lists its product as uncharacterized. The transcript is spliced from 18 exons. Gene Ontology annotation, biological process: mRNA cis splicing, via spliceosome. Bases 1 to 2325 code for a protein of 774 amino acids. The record is from RefSeq and is a predicted model, not a curated record. Gene Ontology annotation, cellular component: U2-type prespliceosome; U1 snRNP. Lineage: Eukaryota; Metazoa; Nematoda; Chromadorea; Rhabditida; Onchocercidae. Gene Ontology annotation, molecular function: protein binding; RNA binding.